AUGGGAGCCUCUCUCUAUCGCCAUAUCGGCUUAUCGAUCACCGGGAUUGCUUUUUUUUUGUCUUGGAAAGGAGAGAAAAGGGAGGUCGUGCCUGAAAUGUUUUCUCACCAGACCCUCCUGUGCCUGCUGGCCUCGCUCAGCCUGCUGGGCGUCCGGCGCGCCGCCGCCGCCUCGUGCGAGCCCGUGCGCAUCCCCAUGUGCGGCUCCAUGCCGUGGAACAUGACCAAAAUGCCCAACCACCUGCACCACAGCACGCAGGCCAACGCCGUCCUGGCCAUCGAGCAGUUCGAGGGCCUGCUGGGCACGCAGUGCAGCCCCGACCUGCUCUUCUUCCUCUGCGCCAUGUACGCGCCCAUCUGCACCAUCGACUUCCAGCACGACCCCAUCAAGCCCUGCAAGGCCGUGUGCGAGCGCGCCAAGUGCGGCUGCGAGCCCGUCAUGAAGCGCUACAACCACACCUGGCCCGAGAGCCUGGCCUGCGAGGAGCUGCCCGUCUACGACCGGGGCGUGUGCAUCUCACCUGAGGCCAUAGUCAAAGCGGAGGGACCGGAUAAUCCCAUUCAAGACCCUUCAAAAUGUAACCCCGAGUCGAACCCAGACUUCCCCAUGGACUCCCACAACGGAAACUGUAAAGGAGUCAGUGACCGCUGCAAGUGCAAGGCAGUAAAACCUGCCCAGAAGACCUACUUAAAGAAGAAUUAUAAUUAUGUCAUACGUGCCCGAGUGAAGGAGAUAAAGACCCGCAAUCACGACCUCAGUGCUAUCGUGGAGGUGAAAGACGUCCUGAAGUCAUCUCUGGUCAACAUUCCUCGGGACACGGUCACUCUGCACUACAACUCGGGCUGCCCCUGCCCCCCCCUCACCGCUAACGAGGAAUAUAUCAUCAUGGGCUACGAGAACGAGGAACGCUCCAGAUUGCUGCUCAUCGAUGGCUCUAUUGCACAGAAGUGGAGGGAUCGGUUAGGAAACAAAGUGAAGCGCUGGGAGACGCUCCGAAGUUCUCGCCGCCACUAACCUGACCACACACUUUCUCACACGGACAAACCCCAAACACCAGGAAGUACCCCAGAAAACUGAAAAAAUUGCACUAUUGGACGUUCUUCUCAAAUGUUGUCAAGUUGGAAGAGUUGUAGCAGAGAUUUGUUUUGUUAGUUGUUGCCUUUUAUGAUAAUGUUUUUAUAUUCUCUCUUUUUUGUUGUUUGCAUUUGCACAAACAAAAUGUUCAGUCGACAUUGCUGUGUGUGUGUGUGUGUGUGUGUGUGUGUGUGUGUGUGUGUGUGCGUGUGUGUGUGUGUGUGUGUGUGUGUGUGUGUGUGUAUGUGUGUGUGUGUGUGUACUUAUUUUGGAUGGGUGUAUGUGGGGAGAUUAAGGGUCAUCUGAGGCUUCUUGAAAAAGGAAACAUCAAGGAAUUAAAGUGAAAAAAUAUCAUGAAGGAGUUUAAAGCGAUAGUUCUGUGAAAAGUCAGAUUUCUUCAGUUUUCCACAUGCAGUUAAUCAGUAAAGGCAUCUUUGGUGUCAGAAGUGGGCUUCUUCAGUUUUGUACUGGAGCUGCAAGGCUAAUUUUUUCCAUGUCUAUAGAUAAUAGUGUGUCAUACAGUGUCAGAAAUAGAGCUGAACGAUUAACUGUUUUUAUAUCAAAAAUGUUUUUAUAUCAAAAUUUGAAAGAGUGCAAUUUUCAAAUUGCAAGAGCUGCAGUUUUUUAUUAUAGUCUUACACGACUGCUGUUUCCAUGGUUACACCACUCCCAUUUCCAUGGUUACACUACUCCCAUUUCCAUAGUUACACAGCUUCCAUUUCCACAGUUACGCUGUAAAUAUUUCCAGGCAUGAACAGCUUGUGUGAUGAUUUAGGCAUGCAGUCUAUUGUCAACAAUGUUGUCACUAUGCAAGUUUUAAGUAGGCAAAUUUUAACUGAUAACAUGGAGCUUGUGAACUGCUGUGAUAUCACAACCACAAAUAACUGGCAAGCUGGUACUUUGUGUUAACAGUUCAAGCCUUAAACCAGGAAAAAAUAUACACUGGUCUUCUUAGCCAAAAAAAAAGGUCCAUAGCUCAAUUUAUAUCUCAGUUAUAAACAAUUGCAAUUUAAAUCGUAAAUGCAAUAUUGGUCAGAAAAAUUGCAAUGAGCUUCCAUUAUUUGUAGCUACAUUAGCCUCGUAGCUCCAGUACUAAACUUACAGAAGCGAACAUGUCUCGGACAUUUGAGGGGAAAAAUCAGUUUUAUUCAGUUUUCCACAUGAAGUUAAUCAGUAAAGGCAUCUUUGGUGUCAGAAGUGGGCUUCAUCAGUUUUGUAUUGGAGUUGCAGGGCUAAUUUUUUACAUGUCUGUAGAUAAAAGUGUGUCAUACACUGUCGGAAACAGAGCCGAACGAUUGUUUUUAUAUCAAAAUCAAAAUUUGAAAGAGUGCAAUUUUCAAAUUGCAAGAGCUGCAGUUUUUAUUAUAGUCAUACACAACUGCUAUUAGUUUCCAUGGUUACACCACUCCCAUUUCCCCAUGGUUCCAUUAUUUGUAGCUACAUUAGCCUCGUAGCUCCAGUACUAAAAUUAAAGAAGCAAACUUCAGACACCAAACGUGUCUCAGACAUUUGAGAGGAAAAUUUGAUUCAUCUCUAAACUAUCACUUUAACUGGAGCGGCUGAUAGUGAUCCAGCAGCGGUGGGAAGAGAAAGCGGAGUGUUUGGACUCGACUCCAUCAGGCUUUCACGCUUUCAAAGGAGUGGAAGGCGCAGCUACAUCAGCAGCUGCAGCUGUGCCGAGUUUUUAUCCGCUGGAUUAAACAUUCUUCAAAGGAAAAACGACGAACGGAGGGGGGGGAGCAUCUUUUGGCAGGAGACACAAAGAGAACGGAGGAAGAUCCAGUGCUGGGAGUGAAAUGUUAUUGAGGACAACAAAAACAAAUGUUGAGCUUUAUUGAACCUUCAUUUAAAAGGAACUCUCUCUUUUUUUCCUGCAUAAUAUUUCUUAGUCCUGUUUUUUUUUUUCUUUAACACAUGUUCAGUACGCUUGAUCGUAAGCCAUUCCUAGGGAGCUGUUUAUGUAAGAAUGCAUACUGAGUGGCAUGCAAACUUUGGUUAAUUGAAACAGCUGUUGUUGUUUUAAAGCAGUGUUUUUACUGGACUGAUCAGUGCUAGAUGACUGGACACUGCGCCAAGCCCACUUCAGACCAUUACUCACUCUGUCUGUUAUCACAUUUACAUCCACUAUUAAACAUAUCUGCCUGGAUAA
Colossoma macropomum (tambaqui) is the source of this 3223-nucleotide messenger RNA. It is a transcript of the gene frzb, whose product is annotated as frizzled related protein. Lineage: Eukaryota; Metazoa; Chordata; Actinopteri; Characiformes; Serrasalmidae. The transcript is spliced from 8 exons. Gene Ontology annotation, cellular component: cytoplasm. Gene Ontology annotation, molecular function: Wnt-protein binding. Gene Ontology annotation, biological process: non-canonical Wnt signaling pathway; canonical Wnt signaling pathway. The record is from RefSeq and is a predicted model, not a curated record. The coding region runs from base 1 to 1014 and encodes 337 amino acids.